Molecule: messenger RNA, 4711 nt
Organism: Danio aesculapii
Lineage: Eukaryota; Metazoa; Chordata; Actinopteri; Cypriniformes; Danionidae
Gene: ppm1ab
Product: protein phosphatase, Mg2+/Mn2+ dependent, 1Ab
Exons: 2
Coding region: 16-1017 (333 amino acids)
Biological process (GO): protein dephosphorylation; positive regulation of canonical Wnt signaling pathway; positive regulation of canonical NF-kappaB signal transduction
Cellular component (GO): nucleus; cytosol
Molecular function (GO): magnesium ion binding; manganese ion binding; protein serine/threonine phosphatase activity
Source: RefSeq, a predicted model, not a curated record
AGCAUAAUAAGAAGAAUGGGUGCGUUCUUAGACAAGCCAAAGAUGGAGAAGCACAAUGCCCACGGGGAGGGGAACGGCCUGCGUUAUGGACUCAGCAGCAUGCAGGGCUGGCGUGUGGAGAUGGAGGAUGCACACACCGCUGUGAUGGGGCUUCCAUUCGGUCUCGGCCUGUGGUCCUUUUUCGCAGUUUAUGAUGGCCAUGCGGGCUCUCAGGUUGCCCGCUACUGCUGUGAGCAUCUGCUUGAACAUAUUACCAGCAACCCAGACUUUAGGGGAGGCUGUUCAAUAGGUGGCGACUCAGUUGGCACUGAGCCCUCUGUGGAGAGUGUGAAAAAUGGAAUCCGCACAGGCUUCCUGCAGAUCGACGAACACAUGCGGGCCAUGUCCGAACGAAAACAUGGGGCCGACCGCAGUGGUUCCACAGCAGUGGGUGUGAUGAUUUCCCCGCACCAUUUCUAUUUCAUCAACUGCGGUGACUCCAGGGCCCUGCUGAGCCGCAAGGGACGUGUUCACUUCUUCACCCAGGAUCACAAGCCCAGUAACCCUCUGGAGAAGGAGAGGAUCCAGAACGCAGGUGGUUCUGUUAUGAUUCAGAGGGUCAAUGGCUCUCUUGCUGUCUCCCGUGCUCUAGGUGAUUUCGACUAUAAGUGUGUGCAUGGAAAAGGCCCCACUGAGCAGCUGGUGUCCCCGGAGCCAGAAGUGUAUGAGAUCGAACGCUCCGAGGCUGAGGAUGAAUUUGUGGUGCUGGCAUGUGAUGGUAUAUGGGAUGUCAUGGCAAAUGAAGAACUGUGUGAUUUCGUGCGCUCACGUCUGGAGGUGACAGAGGAUCUGGAGAGAGUGUGUAAUGAAAUUGUGGACACAUGUUUGUACAAGGGUAGUCGAGACAACAUGAGUGUGGUGCUGGUAUGUUUUCCUGGUGCCCCAAAAAUCAACCCAGAAGCCGUGAAGCGAGAGGCGGAGCUAGAUAAGUACCCGCCGAACAGAGAGGGCGGAGCAUGUAAAAAGACGAAUAAAUAAAAUGUAUUAGAAAGACAAUGAGAGCGUUCUAGAAAGUGAGCAUUCUUACUUCAUUAGGUGAGUGUGUUAGAUGGCAGUUUACACUUGCCAGUUACAGCUAACGUGAAGUUUCCAAUUAACGAAUCCCCAUAUUGGAGAGGAAAGACUCACUGGUACUGUAUUAGCACAGUUAGGACUAUUCAGGAUCAAUUUUACCAGAGAGAAACACCGCGGUGUGAAUAUAUUUGAGCAUAUAUUGAUAAUUAGAGGCCUUGGAUUAUUUGUUGCCAAUAUUGAAAAGCACUUACAUAAUUUAGAGGUAACUUGUAGCUUUACCAGAGGUUUUACUGUAGUGCGUUCCUCUGCUCCAAUGCGUAGUACACUUCUGUAUUGGCGUAUUAUUAGCUACUAAGUGAUGGUGAGUAAGUGCAAUUGUAGAUUAGGGAAAAGGAAUGACAAAAACCCAACAUUUGGUUCUGCACUUUUUCAUUAAAUGCUGCUAUACUUAAAGGAACAGUUCUGCCAAAAAUGAAAUUCUGUCAUGAUUUGCUCAACAUCCACUAGUUCCAAACUAGUUUAGGUUUUUUUUUUUUAACACAAAAGAUAUUUUGAAGAAUAUAGACUUCCGUAGUAUUUGUUUAUCAAAUUUGUCAGUGGUUUCCAACAUUCUUCAUUAUAUCUUCAUCUUGUGUUCAAGAGAGCAAAAUGAAAACGCAAACUGGUUUGGAACAAGUCAAUGGUGAGUAAACCAUCACAGAACUCUCAAUUCUGGGUGAACUAUCUCUUUAAAGGCAUCUUCUAUUAAUAAGAGAGAGACCAAAUUUGUGAUCUCAGUUAGAAUAUAGUAAGUUUAUUUGUUCGAACACAAUUAAUACAGUGUAGUUUUGCGUUCUGUUUGUGAAAGUUUGUUCUUGAGAUAGUUGUAUUCAUCCAUUUGUAUGAGCAUGUGUUUAAGUCUGGCACCCGUUUCAUUUGCAUCUUUCUGAAAAAGUAAAAAGUUCUAAAUUAGAGUGAAUGUCAGGCCUUCGCUGCUGAUUUUACCUGAAAUUGUAGCUGACACUACUGUACCUGGGGCAGAUUCGAGUCUACAGCAGCGGCUAUGAGUAUUUUAGUCUGCAUGAUUCCUGCUCUGUAAUAUGGAACAUUGUUGCCUUAGACCUAAUUUACAGUGACUACCUUGAUUAGAAUCGAUAGGUUAGCCCUCGGUACCCAACCCCAAUUGCUUGGAAGAGUAAAAUUAAAACCAAUGAACACAUGGUACUGAAAGCAUGCACUGUACCAAUAGCACGACAAGUUGUGUACACCUCCUGCAUGUACGCUACAUUAAGAAAAAAUCGGGGAUAGAUCUUAUUUAGAAAAGUAAGCUGGUCUGACAGAAGUUUUAUACUUUGUACAGUAUACAUUUGUAACCCCUGGGGAACCGUUUGGUGUGAACUGAACACAGUAUUUGAAAGAUUGUGUCAAUGUUUUACAAUCCUGUCCGAGUUGUUUACUACUUGUUGCCUCAAACUGACACUUUGUCAAUCCUCUGGUUUGUCUAUAUAACUAUAAAGAGAAAAUUAAGGUAAUUAAAUAUAUGGUGGGAUUUAGUCUGUCAGCACUUUUUUGAGAUGUAGGUCCUUGUUGGUACAUCGUUUUAGCAUUUAUAGAACAAUAAUGGUACACCUGCUUUCAUGUCUUUUGAAAACCCAACAAGAUUUGGAUUUGUUUUCUCCUUCUGAACCCAACACAUUGAAAGCGUUGCAUUUAAAUUUUCAUAUUUUUGAACCCUUGGUUUUGGUCCUAACUUGGCGCAACAUGAUUUAAGCCAAAAGCUAAUAAUUAAUAUAUAAUUUAGGGGAUUGUUCACCAAAUAUUAAAAUACUUUUAUCCUAUAAUUAUUCGCACAUCAUUGCAAACUCAGAAACGUAUGGAAAGCUUUGAUCACUAUUGACUUUUAAAACUAAAACAGCUGAUGUUUUUAAACAAUACCAUUUUUAAAGAAACAUGACUUUGGUGUUUUAUUUAGAAUUGAAUUUAAUGUGUGUAUGUGCAUGUGUGUGUAUAAAUAUGCAUAUGGAGAGGGGUGUAAUUCUGUGCAACCAAUCAGACCAGUUCCUACUGUUUCCUUGUUCUUGUACUUUCGCUUUGGCCAUGAUUGCACCUAAUAUGUUUAGGUUCAUGACAAGGCAGACAAUCUUUUUUUAAUCUGCCUUUUUGUCCACUUUUGAUCACUUUCCUGAUUUAUUUAUAAUAUUGUGAAAUGAUAAGCUCGUAAAAUUCAUGUUUUUGAAUUGGCAGCAAACUACACUGAAUAUUGUAGCUUUGUGUUACAACCAGGACUGAGGAUCGAUAACAUUCUUCUCCUUUCAAUUAAGAUGAAUUUAACAAAAAUAAUUAAAAACGAUCAAAUUUCAAAUAGCAAAGGUUUGAAUCCCAUCUGACUUUAACGUCCUUUAACGCUUAAACAUUAACAUAACGCCAGCCUCUGGUUUCAAUUGGUUGUCCAUAAAUGACCGUCUAUUUUGACUUUCCCUCAAACACUUAGGUAGGAUUGUUUGUGUUAUCUUUUUUGUCUCAAAAAAUGUCUGUUAUAAUCAAGGAUCCUACGAAAUUAAUCUAAGAGGUGGUCUUUUGUGGUUGUUGUAGGCAGUUAAUCACAUGAAAUUCAACCCAGUCUGAUUCAACUCUUUGACCGUUCUAGGUGGUAGAAAGUGGACAAGCCCAAAAUGUUUGACACUUCAUUUACAUUUACAUUUAACGUUGUGUACUUGUAAUCUGUCCCUAUGUCAUCAUGAUGACAACUUUAGCCAGUUUAUUCUCAUCCGUGUUUGAUGUUUAAUAUGCGUCAAGUCAAUACAUUUGAGCAGUAUAGUGAAUUUUCAGUGUGACAAAAAACAACCGCACUACUAUUUUAAUUGUGUUGCGCCUGGUUAGGGCUUGUUUUUUUAUUUUAUUUUACUAUAUUUAUUAUUUAUCUAAACUUUCCCUCGCAACCAAAAUAUUCUCUGUUUUGAGCAUGUCUUUGUGCGUUUUACCUGACGAUGCAUUUUAGCUUUAAGAUUUGUUUUAUUAAAUGAAAAACAAAAGUGUGCCUGAUCUGAGAGAGAGAGAGAGAGAGAGAGAGAGAGAGAGCUCUUGUGAUUAAAAUGAUUGUAGGUCCUUCCUCUACCAUAUCAGUUUCAUUUCGCUUGGGUUUGCUGUUGUAUCUCCUCACUGUUUGUUUAUUAAAUUAGCCUUAAUUAUGUUCCUCUAUAAUAGCACAUCUGAGAUUUGUACGCUCGAGACAAGUCACAUGUUUAUUUACCUUCAAAGAGUGACUACAGGUCCUUCUGGGAGAGCCUUUAAUUGUGCCUAUGAGUGAGUCUAUGGCCAGUUGUAGCAUUCAGAUGAACUUUGCGUUUGUUUGUUUUGUAACAUUAGUCCACUCGUGCAUGAUUUUAAGCAUUGUUUAAUUUUUCAGCUUGUGCAUUUGGUGAGCACACUUGGCCCGACAAUAAAAGUGCAAUGAGAGGGAUUUUAAGAAACACUCCUACUUUUUUUUGAAAUAGGCUCAUUUUACAACAUUGAACAGUCGAGUUUUACUAAUUUUCAAUCUAUUCAGCCAAUAUAUGUAUGGCAAGAGGACAUUUAGCUUAGCUUAGCAUAGAUAAUUGAACUAGUUUUGACCAUUAGCAACUCUUUUUGUUUUAUUUUUGAGCAAGAUGCUAAUGGUCUAAUUAGUUUGAAUGAUUUA